UACGAUAUUUGCUCAUCGUCCCGAACAUUGACGAGUGGCCUUGCCUGAACCACCGCCGUCGAUGGCUAUUGUUUGGUGAUUGCCUAUGCGUACAGUGUCGUAGCUUCGCUCGUCAAAUCUUCUGUCUACCUACGUACUCGUUCAGAGGUUGCUGUCGGUCGUAGAGGUGGCCCAAAUCAGCCGCACAAUCUUAUGAUGAUGGAGGGAUUGCUAUCAUUGUCGUUGGCUGCUGCGAGUGCAGCUCCCAUCCCCGUUUCGAGAGACACGUCGCAAGAUAGCGGAUUCGCAAGUAGCUAUGGUGGCCAGAACAGCGUCGGCAAUGGUCCAAACAAUGUUAGCAGCAGCUUAGCCACGAAGUCGCACCCCCACAAGCAUCGUCGGUUGUCGUCCACAGGACAGGCGAGGAGACUGAGCGAUGCUCGAGAGGCAGCGAGUCGACCGUCGCCUAUAGGGCUCUCCACAGCGGCGGCGGCACUUACAUCGCUCGCGAAGCUUUCGCUAUCAGCCACGCCUCCGCCCCAGACAGCGACUACCCUCGUCUCAGCAUCAGGUGUCAUCCAUUCCUCCUCGUCCGCAGCAGUGUCGCAGCAGAACGCGAGCAAUGAAGUCAGUGUCAAGUCAGAAGAGGUUGACCGCUUGCCCACCAAGACAGAUAUUGCCGGUGCCGGCAUCAGCAUUACAAGUGCCAAGGGCAGCAGAGGGAAGAAGAGGAGCACGAUCCUCAAGUGCGAGAGCUGUUCGAAGGCGUACCGCCAUCCGUCUUGUCUAAUCAAGCACCGCUGGGAGCACUCACCACAUUGGCGAGAGGCGUCCAAGCUCCUGCUCAGCAAGCACCAGCAAGUUCAGCUGCUUGAGGCAGCGGCCAUCCUUUCACACCUCUCUCCCUCCUCGCGGGGCGGCACCUCGCUCCCAGAGGACCGUUCGCUCUGGCCGUCGUUCCUCUCUGGCGGUCUGCUACCGCCGCCGAGCCCAGUGAACACGAUCCCGCGCUCAUCCUCCGCCGCCGAGCCGUCCGCACCGUUCCCCUCUUCCAGCUCGGUACCUGCAUCGUCCGUGUUCUCAUCCUCGGAGCGCUCAGGCCCGCGCAUGCGCGACUACUCCGUCCUCGCCACAGGCGGCAUCACCCAACUCCGUCCAGGCGUGCUCGCAGUGCCGACUGGGUCCCAAAGUCCCGCCAUGCGCGCUUCGCCAUCAGACGAGAACCCGCUUCAGCGAUCCGCCGCUGUGCCUGUGCCCACGCCUGAGCGCGAGCCACUGAGCUACAGCUUUGCGAGCCAGCAGUCGGACACCUGGAGUUCGCCCAUCUCGAUUGGCUUCGCGCAGUCGUCCUUCCGCUCGUCGUCUGCAUUUGAGCAUUCGUACUCGGAGGGCACUGGUGAAUGGUCCAUCCCACGCUCAUCGAUUCGUUCUUGCUCCCGUUCGCGCAGUGGUUCCGUGUCGGAGAGUGACUAUGUGGACGUGGAUGGAGAUGGAGAUGACUAUGGCAUUGCCGGCAGGCAUUACGGUUUCUCGGCGAGGUCGCAGAAGGUAGACGAGGGUAUCAGGGCUGUUAAGGUCGGCCAUGACAAGAUCGAAGAGGAAUGGGACGGGAUGGAGAUGGAGAUGGAGAUGUGAUAAGUGGAGCGCGGGUCAAUGAACGCGCGAUGGACGUUGGUGGAAGUGACGAAUGAAUCGUGAGCGUGGCGAAUAUUCGAAUAUUCAUGUACAAAGUAUCGAUUUUGGUGAUCUGCGAUUGAGAGUUAUUUAUCAUGUCUGGUUCGCUCAACUUAUAUGUACCUGUACCAUCUUGCGAAACCGUUCCUCAUCUUUACCUACCGGGCUGUCGGAUCCACUCUGUACAUAGGAAUUCCCUCAUGUGGAUGGAUGAAAUGAAAUGCAAUCGCGGUUAUCGAU
Laetiporus sulphureus 93-53 is the source of this 1893-nucleotide messenger RNA. RefSeq lists its product as uncharacterized. The transcript is spliced from 4 exons. Lineage: Eukaryota; Fungi; Basidiomycota; Agaricomycetes; Polyporales; Laetiporaceae. The record is from RefSeq and is a predicted model, not a curated record. Bases 193 to 1614 code for a protein of 473 amino acids.